UCACUUAGACGUGGUGUUGGGGGAUAUGGUGUAGGGGAGAACUUUGUAGAGCAGGGUAGAUGGUUGGACUCGAUGAUCCCAAGGGUCUCUUCCAACCUAGACGAUUCUAUGAUUCUAUGAGUAGACUGGUAGCUCUGGUGCCCCAUGUGCUCCCACAGCACAGCUUGGCUGAGCUUUUGCAAGGACUCCGUCUUCCUGCUCAGCUGAAUUCUUGGCAUCCUCUGGAGUCCUGGGCAGAUUGGCAGGGCGCUUCCUUUUUCAGGAAAAUGCCCAUUGAGUCCUUUGCCUCUGCUGGGGCCUCAUCCAGUGCUGGGCAUGAGCUGUGCACAGCAGGCAUCAGCCCCAUGUUCAUGGAACUGAAGACCAAGCACAGGCUGAGGAAGGACCUUCUGCCCAAGCUUAUGGCUGCGGUGUGGGCAACAAGUCCCAUCUCCCUUCUCACAGAGGAGCUGUUUCAUCUGGGGCUGGGAACAUCACCCUGUGACAUGAGAAAUGCCAGUCACCACAUGAUGUUCCUCAGGACACGUGCUGGGUCAUGGGCUGGGCUGCUGGCAUAGCUUGGCAUCAUGACACCCACCCGCAGACAUUGCUCUGCUGCACCGGUGUGGGAUGGUGUUGGACCCAGGACACUUCAUCCAGCAUCUUCGCAAAUGCUUACUAGUGGUGAGCGUGGCCUGGAGCUGCGCAAGGCUGAGAUGUCUCCUCUGCCACCUCUCCAGGUGCAUCUUGCAAUCUCCCAUGCCAGGACAGAAAGUUUCCAGCUCUUCUUAAGAAACUGCCUGUUCCCAUCAGGAAUGAGCACCAUUAGCUGAACCCAGCUGGGGCACAUGCAGCUUGUUCGUGAUCCCCGGCUGCAUUGCCCCAUUGCAUUUACCUUCACCAGAUUGCCCGGGUAUCUCCUAGGUUGCUCACCUGGGUUCCCCAUGCACAUGUGAUGCCCCCAGACCCCAAGCUCUCCACCAGCUCCUUCUCCUGAAAUGCUGGGCUUUGCCUGUCACCUUGCUCACAUCUUGUCCCAUGUUUGGACCCAGGGACUCACGUGUUGGGCACAGCACAUCUUCGCUUCCUGCACACAUGAGAACCCCCUGGACAUCAUGUUGCAGCAUUGCACCAGGAGACAGGUUUAUUUUUAGUUGCCUCAUGCCCUAAGCCUUCAUUUAAAAAAAUAUCACCGCUCCUCACAAGGUGGUUUCCCAGACACUAAGUAUGGCCUCACCCUUUGUCCAUCCAUCCCCACCCUCGCUUUUGCACCUUGCCCAUUGCUUGAGUGAAUGUUGUCUCUUUGUUUACUGGCAUUUACUUCUCGCUUUGCUUCUUUUUACAGUCCCCAAGGAGAUUGUGGUAAAACAAGUAGUUUCACUUUCUUCCUUUCCCACACUGACACGCUUGUCCCCCUGUCCCAUGGGCUGGCUGACCUUGGCUCAGCUAGAGCUGAUCCAGGUUGAAUGGUGGUGGCCAACCAUCUCCAGACAAGUCUUCCCAGUGCCACUUCUGAGGCUGGGAGGUGUUAGGUGUUACAGGCUGUGGUUAAACAACUUUCCUGAUGCAGUGGAGACUGUCUUCUCACCAAUGCCAUCUUUGAUGUCUUGUCCAGUCAUGACCAGAAGGACCCUUCUGUUCCGCUCAGGGUCCUUCUCUAAUAAGAGGGCAACGCUUAUAGCAGGGCAUAUUUUUUCCACAGUUGGUUAGAUUUUUCUGUGAAAUCCACUUUGCAUAGUUGUUUUUUUUUUUUUUUUUUUUUUUUUAACAAGUAAUGUAAGGACCGGGGAGCAGCUGACCUGAGCUGGGCCAUGGGGCCACACUGUGGUGUCAAUGAUGCUCAGAAGAGCUGGAAACAUGCACCCUGAGCUGUGCUCACAGCAUGGACCUGCCUUGAGAGACUGGGUCCUUGUGCAUGGAAGCCCUUGAUGCUUCAGCCAGUCAUGCAGUGGUCUAACCACGCUUCCAGCCCCAAUGGAGUUUUUUUGCCAGCAUACAGCAAUGAGCUCUGCAGCUUCAUUUGGCCAUAUAAAGCAGAAUAAUCCUCUCUUUAUUUAGUUUCUCCUGUCCCUUGCCAGCACCGGGCCCUUAAGGACCAAAUCUACAAUAUGCUUUCCAAAUAUUUGCAGCAGCUUCUCUGAUGCACCUUCUGGGAUAGGUCAGAGGCUGAAGUUCAUGAGAUGAGACCGUGCCUGUUGGGUAGGACUGACCAUGAAGGCCACAAAGCACCAUGCCCUUUCUCUGCCAUUCACUUCUGGCUCAACCACCCUUUCACACACCAUCCCCCACUGCCCUUCCCAGAACCCUCAAGCCUGGAUGGAGCUUGGGAUGCUGAGCGUGUAGACUUCCCUACCUGUUAGAAGGGAAGCUGAAGAUGAUGGGUAAAACGCUCCAUGAGCCUGGAGGCUUUGAAGAAGUAUUUCUGGCAGAGCACCAUCCCCUCCCUGGGCAUCCUCAUCUGUCAGGGAGUUUUGAGCAAUAAUUACGCUGAUACAACCCAGCUGGGAGAGGGUGUAGAGAAGGAGGGCAUUGCCCAUAGGAUGCACAGGCUGGGGACACCACCGCGUCCCCAUCAUGGUGAUGGGUACAACCUGCUGCUCAUCCCUGCAAGCUGCCGUGGUAGGAGACGCUCUGUGUCCUUGUGGCUCCCACAUGGGCUUGGUGUCCUAGGAGGGAAUUUUCAUUCCCUGUCCUCCUCCCAGCUCAGCAGCCCUGUCCCUAGGGAGCCAAUGGCCAUGUGGUCCUGCGUAUUAGCCUGACAUGUCAUGCCACUAAUUACCUUCUGGCUAAUCCCGGCUGAGCCGGGCUGGGGCAAGUGGGGCUCGGCUGCCAGACAUGGCUGCGCACACCCCUCUGCCCCCCAACCUCCGACGGGGCUUGGUGGCCUUCAGCGGGUCCCUCUUCAUCAACAACAAGACGCGGGACAGCGGCGCUGCCCACUCCUACCACCCAGCCCACGAGGUGCUGGCCAGCCUGCCCCUCCAGAUGAUGCUCUACUUCAACGUCUACUACUUCCCGGUCUGGUUCCUGGCCGAGGGGAUGAUGCUGCAGCUGAAGGUACUGUCCCAUGGGGCACAUGGUGAUGGGGUGACCCUGCUCCUGACUGACCUCCCGGGGUACGGGUGGGCAGGGGAGAGGGGAGCCUCUUCCAGAUUUAUGGGUUCACACACACACAAGCAAAAUGCCCUGUCCCCCACAAGACAAGCUGGCUCACCUCUGGCUCCUCGAAAUGGAAAUUGUGAGAACAACCACUGGGCUUUCCAGGCAUGGAAGGUUAAACUGGGAGGGUGGAGCGGGCAGGGCUGGUCGCAGGGAGCUAGGCACGGGCCACAGAACACGGGGAGCUGGGCAUGGGGCAGACAGGUAGGUGGGCACAGGGGUGGGAAGCUGGGCACAGAGAACUCGGCACGGUGCUCAGGGGAUGGGGCUGGCUGGGACGAGGCUGUGCUCCCAUUACAGUACCAGCUGCUGCCUCAGCACUACCAGUUCCUGCUGGUCGCUGCCUUCCUCAUCCUCUCACUGGUUGAGGGCUCCCGCCUCUACUUGGGCUACGUGGGGAACCUGCAGGAGAAGGUGCCCGAGCUGGCUGGGUUUCUCCUCCUCUCCUUCCUGAUCCAGCUCCCUCUCCUGCUCUUCCUGCUGACGGACAGCCACUUCAUCCGCCUGCCGCUGGAGAUGGUCGUGCACAGCCUUCUCCUGGCCUUCCUCCUCGCCGAGAUGGUGGCAGCCUUCCUUGCGCUGAAGACCAUGACCAAGCAGCUGGUGGCACAGUUCCACCUGCAGCAGCUCAAGGAGGGUGGCAGGGGAUGGCCAGGGCAGGGGGGUGGGGGGAGUCAGGCAGCCAAGGAGGAGUGAUGCUGCAGGACCCCUCCAAUCCCAUGCAGUCCCAGCAGGGAGCAUUAAACGGUGCUUGGACCCCCACCUGCCUCCACACACUGUGUUUUUGAGCCAGGCAGCUCAGGGGCUUGCGGGGUUGCCAGAGCACCCCACGGGUACUGAUGGAGGCAGUCCCUGCCGCACACUCUCCUGCAGGCAAUAACACAGGGCUCAGCACCCCCAAAAUGCUCAGGCUCAGCCCAGGGCUGCACUUGUCCUCGCUGAGCAUCAGCCCUGGCAGGAGGUAGGAACUGGGGAGCGCAGGAGCUACUGGACCCCCCCCCAGCAAGCCCAGGGGGGUCUGCUCUUAAACCCUCCCUGAGCACAGGCAAAAGGGGUUCCCUGGGGAGCUCCCCAUGGACAAGGGAGGCUGGGGUGAAGCCAUCCCAGCUG
Calidris pugnax (ruff) is the source of this 4248-nucleotide messenger RNA. RefSeq names its product transmembrane protein 17B-like. The record is from RefSeq and is a predicted model, not a curated record. The coding region runs from base 2815 to 3834 and encodes 339 amino acids. Lineage: Eukaryota; Metazoa; Chordata; Aves; Charadriiformes; Scolopacidae. Gene Ontology annotation, biological process: non-motile cilium assembly. Gene Ontology annotation, cellular component: ciliary transition zone. The transcript has 3 exons.